GCCAUGAGAAAUCCUUUUGGUAUCGCCAUCUAUGAGGAUCAAGUUUACUGGAUUGACCGGCAACUUAUGACGUUGUCAUCCGCUAACAAGUUCACUGGGGAAAUUUCAAGGGAAAUUCAUCUUGGAACGACACCUAUGUCCAUGUCCAUUAUCGGACUGUUCCCGGAACCCCUUCAUUAUGAUGUCGUCAACUACUGCGACGUCUUUCCCAGCUGUUCCCAUCACUGCCUGCCCUCCCCAGCCAGCCCGACUAAUUUCACCUGCGCUUGCCCCCCUAUGGCCUACUUGGACACGGACGGUAGCACCUGUCUCUGUGAUAAUGGAAAACUGCUCCUGAGUGAUGGGGAAGGGUGUCAGAAGGAACCAAUCCACGUCCGCGGCCUGACCAGUGGUUACCUGGCCGAUCACGGCCUGAACUUUGACAUGAGAUGCACCGUCAGUGAAGACGAGGGAGUGAUCUGCACUCCUAGGGGAGCAAUUAAGGAGGCCACCGUAGCUGAUCCUGAAGGAUGGUAUGAAUGCCGCGCUCCACGAAAUUAGUAUGCUGCAUAGAGCAGGUCCAGGUACCUGACUAAAAGUCAUUUUUGAUCACCAUUUUGAUCACCGCCCGCUUCCUUUUUGGAGGCCUCCUUUUUUUUUCUUUUUUUUCUUUUUUUACACGAACAAAAAUGAUAAAUUUUAAACAGUGACAUCAUUCUGGCCUCUUUGUCUGGUGCAUCUAGUAUAUGUCAUUCCUGAGUCCAAGUGGCGGCCAUUUAAAAAAAAAAGCU
Molecule: messenger RNA, 770 nt
Organism: Patiria miniata (bat star)
Lineage: Eukaryota; Metazoa; Echinodermata; Asteroidea; Valvatida; Asterinidae
Product: low-density lipoprotein receptor-related protein 4-like
Exons: 4
Coding region: 4-540 (178 amino acids)
Source: RefSeq, a predicted model, not a curated record